This is a messenger RNA of Drechmeria coniospora, 1824 nucleotides long. RefSeq names its product spindle poison sensitivity protein Scp3. The record is from RefSeq and is a predicted model, not a curated record. Gene Ontology annotation, molecular function: metal ion binding; ubiquitin protein ligase activity. Lineage: Eukaryota; Fungi; Ascomycota; Sordariomycetes; Hypocreales; Ophiocordycipitaceae. Bases 1 to 1824 code for a protein of 607 amino acids. Gene Ontology annotation, biological process: protein polyubiquitination. The transcript has 3 exons.
AUGCCCGUUGCUGCCAGCGAGUCAGCCUUCUCAUCUCUGCCAGCGCAUGCAACUCUACCUCUUCCUUCACCCUUUGCCAAACGGCGUCCUCACGCGCGACACUCGAUCCCAGCCGUCGUCAUGCCCGAGUUUCGACACGCCCGCAGCGGCAGCCUGAACAUCCCCUCGGCUUCCCCCUCGGCUGCCCCGGGCCCUCAUGGCCAGAUGACCCCCCGAAGCCCUCCCAACACCUCACACGUACCCUGCAAGUUCUUCCGUCAGGGGGCCUGCCAGGCCGGUGCCGCCUGUCCCUUCAGCCACGACAUCGGCACGUCGACCGAAACUGUCUGCAAAUACUUCGCCAAGGGCAACUGCAAGUUUGGCCCCAAGUGCGCCAACGUCCACGUCCUCCCCGACGGCCGCCGCAUCAAUUACGGCAAGAAUGGCGUCACCAUCGGCUCGACGCCCGUGAGCCUCGCCGGCCGACCCUCGCCGACGCCCACCUCGCCGACGCCGGUACCGGCCAGCGCCUACCAUCAAUCCUCGGCCAGCGCCCUCACCUCGUCGCUCUACGCUGACCAACCCUCGUACCCGAUUGGAUACCCGACCGACGCCGACCGUCAUCGCCUCGCCCGCCAGCCGAGUCUCGACAUCGGCAUCCCCGCCAUCGACACGCCCUUCACCACGACCAGCUACGGCUCACCCCGCGACGACGACACCCUGCGCCUCGCCUACGGCCUUCCCUCCCUCAACAGCAAGGGGCUUUCCGUGCUCGACGCCCCCCUGCCCUCCUCGUUCGACUCCAACGGAAUCUCAAACGCCGCCCGCUUCCCCUCGGCCCCCUGGCCGUCGUCGGUUCCCUCCAAGUUCGGCCUCGAGUCGCCCACGCCAUCCCUCAACAACGCCAAGGACUCGCGCACCUCCGAGACGCUCAAGUUGCUCCACACCUCGGCCUUUGGCUCCUCCGACUUUUUGGUCACCGCCAUGGCCAGCGGCAGCCCCCCCAACUCGCAGCCCGUCAAUGGCGAGGAGUACUUUGGCAAGCGAGCCAUGCACUCGUCCAGAUACUCGAGGCCCAGGAUGCUGAGCGCGAGCCUGCCCAAGACGUCGGUCGACCACGACUGGGAAGCCGAGUUCGUCUUUGGCGACGACGGCGACAAUGGCCCGGAAAACUACGUGCCCGAGAACCUGCAGGAUCUCCUGACGCCGGCCGAGAAGGCUCGACGUGGCUCCAUUCGCGACACCGAUCCCGUCGUCGACAGCAUUUCCAAGUACGGCAGUCCGAUCGGAUCCAGCCCGAGUCGGUGGGGCUCCCUGUUCCAGCGCCAGAAGGAGGAGGAGGAAGCGGCGCGGGCGGCCAGGAACGCCGGUUCCGCCUUUGGACACGUUGGCAGCCCUCUGCGGAAGUCGACGCUGGCUCAGGAGAUGGGCAAAGGCUCCAAGGGCGCCAACGGAGCCUCGCCACGCCUCUCGGCCUCGCGCUCCGCGAGCGAAUCCAUGUCUGUCCUAUCCCAGCAGUUCCAGCGCAGCCGGCUCGACGACGGCUCCGUCGGCUCCCCGCUCCUUCACCCCACGACGACGCGCAUCGGCAAGGACCGAGCCAUGGAGCGGCACGUGUCGACCGGCAGUAUCGGCUCCUCCGUCACCGGUCGCUUCACCACGCCGAUUGAUGAGGAGGACCCCGAUUUCGUCUUCAGCAUGGAGGAGGAAGACGACCCCAGAACUGCGAGGGUGCGGAAGCGGGCUUCUGCCACCCUGAGCAUCGGCGGCUUCGCAAGCUACGCCGCCGCCGCCGGCAAGGGCACCAAGGAGCCGCGCGACACGGCUCCCGUCGGCGGUCGGUGA